GGUUCGUUUGGAUUCGUUUGGAUUCGUUAGUCUGCCGCACGUUUUCCCACCGAAAGUAGCGCAGAUUACUUAAAAAUACCAAAACCGAAAAAUUGGAACAGCCUCUGCCGGCGGCGUUUCUCAGUUUCGGAUAUUUUCAAAUAUUCCGACUCUCCGAUCCGGCAUUCCCCGUUCGCAUCUGGUGCGAGUACCACGAACAGCUGCUCCCGGUGCUGCUUCGAUUCCCAUCCCAUCCUCAUUCCGCUCUGGGUGCCCGCGCUAAAGACAUGAAAUUGAAAAUCAAUCUGGCGUUCCUCCGUGCGACACUCGUCGGCCUCCUGUCCAUCAUCCUCUUGACACGGACCCCGCAAGUCGAGGCCUUUGGAGGCGGCUCCUCGGGCAAUGGGGCCGUGGUGUCGUGCAAAGAGCUGAACAACGUCAACUGCUACGUGGGCCGCAACGAGGGCAACUUCUGCAGCAGCAAGGAUAAGACCAAGGUCGUCACUCGCUGGUACUUCGACAAGGGCGUCUGCAAGCCCUUCAACUACAAAGGAUGCAACGGCAAUCGCAACCGCUUCUGCACCCAGGAAAGCUGCGACACACGCUGCGGCGAUUGAUCGGCACAUAGAUAUAGAUACAUCUCACCUAGGCGAUAAGUUUGUACGCGUAUGUUUAGCAAAUAGAGAUCGCUCCACACUUGAGGAAACAAAAGGUCAAUAAUUACACACUCAAUUGGUUUAACUCUCAACCACCUCACACAAUGGCUCACAAUUUACUCGCUGAAAUAUGAUUUUGUCACAAC
Messenger RNA from Drosophila teissieri, 781 nucleotides. Its product is annotated as kunitz-type U15-theraphotoxin-Hhn1f. The coding region runs from base 267 to 596 and encodes 109 amino acids. NCBI's taxonomy places the organism in Eukaryota, Metazoa, Arthropoda, Insecta, Diptera, Drosophilidae. The transcript is spliced from 2 exons. The record is from RefSeq and is a predicted model, not a curated record. Gene Ontology annotation, molecular function: serine-type endopeptidase inhibitor activity.